Molecule: messenger RNA, 414 nt
Organism: Cryptococcus wingfieldii CBS 7118
Lineage: Eukaryota; Fungi; Basidiomycota; Tremellomycetes; Tremellales; Cryptococcaceae
Exons: 1
Coding region: 1-414 (137 amino acids)
Source: RefSeq, a predicted model, not a curated record
AUGUCCAAGAAGAUCUACUCGGAGAAUGCCUUGAGGUUGUAUGAGGUUGUGGAGCUGAGCGACUCGAACUAUUCGAUGUUCUUUCGAGGAUUGUGGUCAGAGGGGCAACUUCAUGAGAGCACGCCCCCGUGCCCUUCUUGGAUGCUCCGCGAAACGGACAGAAGUCGUUCUCCCACAGGCCCGGGAGACUUUCUGGAGCAAAUGGAGCAGUACACCCCUCCAACAAUAUAUGUGGAACGCCCAGCCCACUUGGCCCGCUCUGGUGUCAUCUGUACCAAUUACAAGUAUGGUAUCCACAUUCCCCUUUCAGCUCCAUCCUUCCAUCCGAAAGCUUCUCCUCAUACGACAAUGCCGAAGGCUCUACGUCGACAGCUGGGCGGUCUUCGCAAUAGAAAUUCGGGAAGCUGCCACUAA